ACAAUCCCACUGCCUUUCAUGUGGAAGCAUAUAUAGGGCUCACCAUAUGGCACAAAAGGGAUUCAAAUGGACUCAUUCACACUUUUCAUAUGCCGUUACAUGCCUGAUACACAGUGCCCUUCAAAAGCAUGGUAACGGUAGAGUGAAAUGGGUUAUUUUUUGCCAUAUACUUAAAGCAUUUGGAUUUGAGAUCAAAAGAUGAAUGUGACAUAAAAGCAGAGAAUUUUUUGCUGGCCAAAUGAGGUUAAUAUUCUACCUUUAAUACGAGAGUUGAAUACAAGUUUACAAAAACAGUAAAUUGCAACUGAAAGAUUUUUGUUGUACAGGCUCAGUUUACUUAAAUCAGAGGCCAGGUGAGUGAGGAUGAGAAUGGAAUGUGGAUGAGGAUAGGAAUAAUAUAAGAUGUUUCAAUAGAUUGUGUUAAUAAAGAUUUACAGUACUUGUUAUGGUGAAGCCCUCUCUGUUCUACAGGAAGCAGUUUGAAGAAAGUACAAGACUCUGUGGCCUUUCCUCUCUUCGUUCACACCCCCCUCUCACACCCAUCAGCGCUCACUUAACCAAUAGGAAAACUGCUACACUCACCUGAAUUUACCAAUGGGAAAUUAUUUACCCCACUUGCAAUCAUUUGGUGCUAGACAGUUUUUCCCAACAGAAGUUUCUGUCAGUUUCAGAGGUCAUCAACAUUAACAAUAAGCAUCGCUGAACACACCCAUGUUCUGUGCUACAAAGUUCACUUUUACUCGACCUGGAACACAGGUUAUACAGAAACGACUCAAAUGUGUGAGUGGGAACAGUCAGGAGCUGUGUCAGUCAGACGAAAGAGGACCAAGACAGAAGGACUGACAUGGCAGCUGGUGGUGUGACCUCUCAUCAUGGAGAGGAGCACCGUCUCUCAGAGCUGAGGAUUGUGCUGCUGGGGGGGAGACGGAGUGGGAAGAGUUCAGCAGGAAACACCAUCCUGGGCAGAGAGGAGUUUGAGUCUGGAGUAAGAACUGCACAGUGUGUGAAGAGACAGGGUGAAGUAGGUGGGAGACAGGUCACUGUGGUCGACACACCAGGCUGGUGGGUGACAUAUUCUGUGAAGAACACUGCAGAGCUGGACAAACAGGAGAUUGUGCGCAGUGUGUCUCUGUGUCCCCCGGGACCCUGCGCUCUCUUCCUGGUCAUUAAUGUGAGCUCAGCUUUCGAAGAGGAACGCAGAAGAUCAGCGGUGGAACACCUGGAGCUUCUCAGUGAGAGAGUCUGGAGACACACUAUAGUGCUGUUCACCAGGGGAGACUGGCUGGGAGACACAACCAUUGAGCAGCACAUUGAGACUGAAGGGAGGGCCCUCCAAGAGCUCAUAGAGAAAUGUGGGAACAGGUAUCAUGUUCUCAACAAUGAGAACAGGGCUGAUGGGACUCAGGUCACGGAGCUGCUGGAGAAGAUAGGGGAGAUGAUGGCAGGGCAUGGAGGCUCUCACUAUGAAAUAGAUAGAAUGCUCUUACAGGAGGUGGAAAAGAAAAGGAGAGCAGUGGAAGCACAAGUGAAACAGAGGAUGAUGAAGGUUCAGAAACAGAGAAAGACUCUCAGAGCACUUUUUGAAGGGGAGGAGCACCGUCUCUCAGAGCUGAGGAUUGUGCUGUUGGGGGGGAGAUGGAGUGGGAAGAGUUCAGCAGGAAACACCAUCCUGGGCAGAGAGGAGUUUGAGUCUGGAGUAAGAACUGCACAGUGUGUGAAGAGACAGGGUGAAGUAGCUGGGAGGCAGGUCACUGUGGUCGACACACCAGGCUGGUGGAGCGAAUAUUCUGUGAAGGCCACUGCAGAGCUGGAUAAACUGGAGAUUGUGUGCAGUGUGUCUCUGUGUCCCCCGGGACCCUGCGCUCUCUUCCUGGUCAUUAAUGUGAGCUCAGCGUUCAGAGGUACAAGGAAGAAAUCAGUGGUGGAACACCUGGAGCUUCUCAGUGAGAGAGUCUGGAGACACACUAUAGUGCUGUUCACCAGGGGAGACUGGCUGGGAGACACAACCAUUGAGCAGCACAUUGAGACUGAAGGGAGGGCCCUCCAAGAGCUCAUAGAGAAAUGUGGGAACAGGUAUCAUGUUUUCAACAAUAAGAACAGGGCUGAUGGGACUCAGGUCACAGAGCUGCUGGAGAAGAUAGAGGAGAUGAUGGCAGGGCAUGGAGGCUCUCUCUAUGAAAUAGAUAGAAUGCUCUUACAGGAGGUAGAAGAGAAGAGGAGUGCAGUGGAAGAACGAGUGAAACAGAGGAUGAUGAAGGUUCAGAAUCAGAGAAAAACUCUCAGAACACUUUUUGAGGGUAAGUUUUGUUCAUUUAUAGAAUUUACUUUUAGUUGA
Molecule: messenger RNA, 2335 nt
Organism: Anguilla rostrata (American eel)
Lineage: Eukaryota; Metazoa; Chordata; Actinopteri; Anguilliformes; Anguillidae
Product: GTPase IMAP family member 4-like
Exons: 4
Coding region: 845-2335 (496 amino acids)
Molecular function (GO): GTP binding
Source: RefSeq, a predicted model, not a curated record